CCGCACGGGGCGGGGGUGUGGCUGAGCGCCGCUCUAGCCGCCGCCUGCUGCUCCGCUGCUCUGCCCGUGCUGCAUUGUGGGGCGGCGGCGGCUCGGCAGCGCCCCCUCCCUUCCCUCCCUGCCCCCCGCCCCCUCCUCAGCGCCUUCUCCGGCCUCAGCUCCAAGAUGGCGGCGGCGGCGGCGGCUCCCCCGGCUGCAUCUCCGCCUCCCGCUCCGCCGGCGGGCCCGUGCUGUCCGGGCUCCUGGCCUAACUUCGCCGUCGUCUGCUCCUUUCUCGAGCGUUACGGGGCCUUGCUGGACCUGCCCGAGCUGCCCUUCCCGGAGCUGGAGCGCGUCCUGCAGCCGCCCCAGGAGCCCGGAGACCAGGUUCCAAAAGAAUUGGUGGAGCUUCACUUGAAACUGAUGAGAAAGAUUGGGAAGUCUGUCACAGCAGACAGAUGGGAAAAGUAUUUGAUCAAGAUAUGCCAAGAAUUCAACAGCACUUGGGCUUGGGAGAUGGAAAAAAAAGGAUACCUAGAAAUGAGUGUUGAAUGCAAACUGGGGAUUCUGAAGUAUCUCUGUGAAUGCCAAUUUGAUGACAAUCUCAAGUUCAAGAACAUCAUUAACGAGGAGGAUGCUGAUGCCAUGCGUCUGCAGCCCAUCGGCCGAGACAAGGAUGGGCUGAUGUAUUGGUACCAGCUGGACCAGGAGCAUAAUGUCAGGAUGUACAUAGAAGAACAGGAUGACCAGGAUGGAUCCACCUGGAAGUGCAUUGUUAGAAACCGCAAUGAGCUUGCUGAGACCCUUGAGCUCUUGAAAGCACAAAUUGAUCCAGCCCUGCUGAAACCCAGCAAUUCUCAACAGGAGAAUUCAUCACGUGAAAGCCCAAGCAUAGAAGAGGAAGAGGCCAAAAAGGGUGAAGAAACAUCUACACAAGAGAGUCAAGUAAAAGUCAAAGAGGAAAAGGAGGCGGUGGAGGAGCAGCCUGUGGAAUCGGAAAGCCUUCCUCCCCCUGUGGUCAAAGAAGAUGAAACUCCACUGAAAACAGAGAAAGCAGAGGAGAAAGAAAUCAUAAAAUUGCCAGUAAUAGUAAAAUUAGAGAAACCUUCAGAAUACAAUGAAGAAAAGCAAACUGUCAAAGACGAAAGCGACUCGUUCAAAGAAAACGUCAAGCCUGUUAAAGUAGAGGUGAAAGAAAACAAAAUAGACUCCAAAGACUUAAAAGAAGUAAAAAGUUGUACAGAGAAAAUAGCUCACGAGCCAGAGAGGUUAGAAUUUUGUGUUAAUGUCAAAACCCCCCAAGAAAUCGUGGAGAAAUCCGUGGAAGAAAGUGAGAAGCUGAAAAACGACCAGCAGGCAAAAAUACCGCUUAAAAAGCGAGAGAUCAAGCUGACAGAUGACUACGACAGCCCCAUAAAGGGGCCCCUCUGUAAAUGUGUUACUCCAACAAAAGAUGUCUUGAAAGAAGAAGGGAAACCAGAAGAAGAAGCUUUUAAGAGAGUCCCUACAAUUACUGCUUUAUGUCCUGAAGGGAAAGUGCUGGUCAACGGAGAGGUUAGCUGCGAAAAGCUCGCCCCCAGCGUCAUACAGAACAACAAGUCCGAGCACUCGCUUGGCCCGAAGGAAGAGAGCAGCUCAGUGAAGGAGAAAAAUGGGAGCAGUGGGGAGAAGGGGGCAGACCCCUUAAAUCCUGCUGGUAAAGUCAGCAAUGCUUGUGAGGCUGAGAAAAAUGCAGUAACUGUGGUGAAGGAAACGGGGGCUGUGGUCUCUGAGGUUUCCAAUCAGAAAGUGCCUUUAGCAGAGGAAUCUGGUCCUGUGGAGAAAGAGUCCCUUGACAGCACCGCUGCUGAAACUGUAGUGGAAGAGUCUUCAAAUGCUGAAGGCUGUGCCAAAACCAGUGAAGAGAAAUCAGCUGUGGACCUCCAAAAGGACAGACUGCCGCCACCCAAAGAAUGUUUAGAGAAGCUAGAGACGUCCACGAAUGCCUCUGCUCCUGCAGAGCUGCCCCAGCUUGCACUGUCUGAUGAAGAGACCUUGAAAAGUAAAGAUGAGUCCGAGGAGAAACCUGCUUCUCCUAAAGCUGCUGAGAUACCUCCUGCAUCUACUUCUCCUCUUACUUUAGAGAAACCUAGUUUGGAACAGGAAGACUCUGAUAGUAAAACAACUCUACCUGAGGAGAGCAAAGCAGAAGAAAAAUCCAGUCCUGAAAACCAAGAGGGAGAGCCAGAAGCUGCUAAGACAGAGCCAGAUAGGUUAGAUGAUGCCCAUGCUUCUAAUCUAGAGGACUCUUCAGAGACUAAAAAGGAAUCCCCAGUACCUAAAAGCAAAUACAAGUACAAGCUAGUUUCUGAAGAAGAAAGCUGUGCAACAGACAAUAAAGAAAUCACUUCUGAGAGACAGAAGGAAGGAAUUAAGUUAACAAUCAGGAUCUCCAGUCGGAAGAGGAAGGCUGAAACGCCGCCAGAAGACGUCAGCGUUGGCCGCACGCUGAGGCGCUCGCCGAGAAUAUCCAAGCCUACUCCCAAGGUCGUGGAGACUCGGGAUCAGAAACCUGACAAAAAACGACCUGAGGAGGAAGAGGAAAAACCUGCAGCAGCACAGAAACAUGAACGAAAAGAGGAUGCCAAAAAGCAUGAGAAGGAGUCAAACUCUAAGGUCAACAAGAGAAGCAAAGUUCGGUGGACAGGUACACGCACACGGGGCAGGUGGAAAUACUCAAGUAACGAAGACAGCGAGGACUCAGAGAGUGAAAAAAACUCUGAGGAGGAGGAGGAAGAGGAGGAGGAAGAGGAAGAAGAAGCUGCACCAGCAGAUGACGAUGAGCCAUGCAAGAAGUGUGGCCUUCCCAAUCACCCUGAGCUGAUUUUGUUGUGUGACUCCUGUGACAGUGGCUACCAUACAGCCUGCCUUCGUCCUCCUUUGAUGAUAAUCCCUGAUGGAGAGUGGUUCUGCCCACCUUGCCAGCAUAAACUGCUCUGUGAGAAAUUAGAAGAACAAUUGCAAGAUCUGGAUGUUGUCUUGAAAAAGAAGGAGCGUGCAGAACGCAGAAAAGAGCGGUUGGUGUAUGUGGGUAUCAGUAUUGAGAACAUCAUUCCACCUCAGGAACCAGAAAUACCUGAAGGUCAAGAGGAAAAGAAGAAAGAUUCCAAAAAGCCCAAAUCAAAGCUGCUUGAAAGGAGGUCUACCAGAACCCGCAAGUGCAUAAGCUACAGGUUUGAUGAAUUUGAUGAGGCAAUUGAUGAGGCCAUUGAAGAUGAUAUCAAGGAGGCCGACGGAGGAGGCAUUGGCAGGGGCAAGGACAUGUCUAACAUCACAGGUCACCGUGGAAAAGACAUUUCCACAAUCCUGGAGGAGGAAAGGAAAGAAAACAAACGACCACAAAGGGCUGCUGCAGCGCGGCGCAAGAAACGACGGCGACUAAAUGACUUGGACAGUGACAGUAACCUGGAUGAAGAGGAGAGUGAGGAUGAAUUCAAGAUCAGUGAUGGAUCUCAGGAUGAGUUUGUUAUAUCAGAGGAGAACCUGGAUGAAAGCGAAGACGAGCCACCGUCAAACGAAGACAGCGACUCCGAGUUCUGUGCCCGCAUAUCCAGGCGACACCACUCCAGGCCCAUGAGGCAAAGCAGGAGGCUACGAAGGAAAACAGCCAAGAAAAAAUACUCUGAAGAUGAUGAAGAGGAAGAAUCCGAGGACAAUUCAAGCAGAGAAUCUGAGAGUGGUGAUUACACAGAUUACAGCGAUGAUGAUUACCUGGAAACCAGGAGGAGAAGGUCAAGGCGGAAUCAGAAGAGACAAGUGAAUUACAAGGAAGAGUCCGAAAGCGACGGCUCGCAGAAGAGCGUCCGAUACGGCAAGGAGCUGAGAAGAGUGCACAAGCGCAGGCUCUCCACUUCAGACAGCGAAGAGAGCUACGCAUCCAAGAACUCCGAGGACGAGGAGCCCAGCAAGGAGUCGAAGCGGCCGAUCCGCAAGCGCCGGCGAAGCGCAGGGGACUACUCGGCGGAAGAAGGAGGGGACGAGGAAGAGGAAGGGAGGCCUGUCCGCAAGCGGCUGAACCGGAUCGAGACGGACGAAGAGGACAACUGCGAGAACGCCGCCGAGGGGGCAGGGAACCCUGCUCCUGCAAACAAGCUGCCAGCCCCCCAGGCUCCUCCAGACGCCACCAAGAAGCACUGCUACCGGAUAGAAAGCGACGACGAAGAUGACUUUGAUAACGUAGGGAAAGUAGAGAGCCCUUUGGACUACAGCCUGGUGGAUUUGCCUUCCACCAACGGACAGAGCCCAGGUAAGACCAUUGAGAACUUGAUUGGGAAGCCAAGCGAGAAGACCCAGGCCCCCAAGGACAGCACGGCCAGCGCCAGCCUGGCGCCCAACGGCACGGGGAGCGGGCAGGAGGCGGUAGGGCCGGAGGAAGACGAAGAUGAACUUUUGAGAGUGACUGACCUUGUUGAUUACGUCUGUAACAGUGAACAGUUAUAAGACUUCCAUUUUUGUGCUAAUUUAUUCCACGGUAGCUCAUACCAGCGGGCCAGUUGUUAAAAGCUGUUUUAUUUUUCCUAGAAAAUUCUCCACUACAAUAUCACUUUUUAGAAGCAAGAAUUUCACCAGUCCUGCAGUCUUUCUGUGAAGUGACCAGUUUUGAACUUUGAAGAGAAAUUGCUGUAAAUUCCCCUCUCUUACUCAACACCCCCCACCCCCCCGCUGCCCCUGGCCCCUUUUCUCCUUCCAAGUCCAUGGUCCUGGGUAAUUUCACUCACAAAAAACCUUAUAACAACAAGAGAUUUGUAUAUUUUUGACUUUAUAUUUCCUGAGUGCAUACAAAUUUGUGGAAAUGGGUGGCCUAAGAAAGCAUUCCAAAUCAGUCAGGGCCCAAACCGGAAGCGGGGUGGGUUUGGCUCAAGGGGUGGGUUGGGGCUGGGGGGGUUGGGGGUGGGGGUGUGCAGAAGCACUUGUGCUUUAGCUUUUUUCAUAUGAGAUAUAUAUUCUAUUUAAAUGUUCACGACUUAGAUUACAAAUUAACAGACAGUUAAAAGAAAUGAAUGUCUGUACUGUCGCAUUUUGUGAGUUGUAGGUUAACCAUACCAUAGCUCAUUUUAGUAAUCACCUUCAUGGAAGCAGUUUGAUUUCUAAUACUGGAGGCAAAGCGAAUUAUUAGAGGCCAAGAAGGUACCAUAAACAAGAACUCUACUAUCCACUAUGACUUGCAGACUUUCCUAAUAAACAUCCUUUAAAGUGUUUGUACAGUGAA
Pogoniulus pusillus (Red-fronted tinkerbird) is the source of this 5227-nucleotide messenger RNA. RefSeq names its product remodeling and spacing factor 1 (gene RSF1). The transcript is spliced from 16 exons. The coding region runs from base 166 to 4458 and encodes 1430 amino acids. Gene Ontology annotation, biological process: negative regulation of DNA-templated transcription. Gene Ontology annotation, molecular function: histone binding. Gene Ontology annotation, cellular component: chromatin; RSF complex. The record is from RefSeq and is a predicted model, not a curated record. NCBI's taxonomy places the organism in Eukaryota, Metazoa, Chordata, Aves, Piciformes, Lybiidae.